ACUGGGACUGCAGGCGUGAGCACUCUCUGUAUGUGCUUGUUUUAUCGUUCGAUAUUGGGGUAUUUAGAGUCGCAUUUUCUUAGAUGUGAAGUAAUUUCUUGAAGAGUAUUCGUAAAUAACAAGAUAAAUAUGAGUUAUCACCGUGGCGGUGGUAAUAAGCCAAAAGGCUUUGGAUUUGCGGGGUUUCAAAUGACUGGUACAAAAAGAAGUGGCUCUAACGUACCACCACCUCCACCAAAUUCUACUCUAAGCAAGCAAGGCUAUCACACUAUGAAUUCUAUCACCGAAAAUGCCUUAUCUGCAUGCUGGGGAAUGCCAAAGAAGCGUAGCAAAACUGAGGAGGAAUACUUUGAGGAUGAUGAUGAUCCUCCGCCAUUUUCCUUGGAAUAUAUUCCGGCACCUGGAUCUCCCACUUACGAUUGGAUGAAAAAAUCAACUUCGAAAGAAGAUAGCGAUAGCGAGGAAGAUCCACUAGAUGCAUUUAUGGCUGGUAUAGACGCAGAGGUUAAAAGAAACAAUUAUGAAGCACAACUGGCGGAGGACGAGCGCAAAGAAGAAAAAUCCAAGGGAUUUAGAGCGGAUAUCGAUGGCGAGGACGACGAGGAAAGUUACUACAGGUAUAUGGAAGAAAAUCCAACUGCGGGUUUGCAACAAGAGGAAUCUGACCAAGAGAUCGAUUACGAUGAAGACGGGAACCCGAUCGCGCCUCCAAAAAAGAAAGAUAUCGAUCCCUUACCUCCUGUUGAUCAUAGCGAGAUAAAAUACGAAUCUUUCGAGAAAAAUUUUUAUAACGUUCACGAUGAGAUCGCUAAUUUAAGUAAACAACAAAUCGACGAUCUGAAGAAAACUUUGGGAAUAAAGGUAUCUGGUCCGUCUCCGCCGAAUCCGGUUACCAGUUUCGGUCAUUUUGGUUUCGAUGAUGCGUUAAUAAAGGCUAUUAGAAAAAACGAAUACACUCAACCUACCCCUAUCCAAGCUCAAGCAGUUCCGGCCGCAUUGAGCGGCAGGGAUAUAAUAGGUAUAGCGAAAACCGGUAGCGGUAAAACAGCAGCUUUUAUUUGGCCAAUGUUAGUUCACAUAAUGGAUCAAAGAGAAUUGAAGGCAGGUGACGGACCCAUCGGUUUAAUUCUUGCUCCUACGAGAGAAUUGUCACAACAGAUUUACCAAGAAGCAAGGAAGUUCGGGAAAGUGUAUAAUAUUCAAGUGUGCUGUUGUUACGGCGGUGGCAGCAAAUGGGAGCAAAGUAAAGCAUUGGAAGGGGGUGCGGAAAUAGUAGUCGCAACGCCGGGUAGAAUGAUAGAUUUAGUUAAAAUGAAAGCAACGAAUUUAACCAGAGUAACAUUUCUAGUAUUGGAUGAAGCUGAUAGAAUGUUCGAUAUGGGUUUCGAGCCACAAGUGCGUUCAAUAUGUAACCACGUAAGGCCAGACAGGCAAACAUUGUUGUUCAGCGCAACUUUCAAAAAGAGGGUAGAAAAGCUUGCGAGGGAUGUUCUGACGGAUCCGGUUAGGAUAGUACAAGGGGACGUCGGUGAGGCGAAUGCUGAUGUCACGCAACACGUGAUAGUGUUCAAUAAUAAUCCUACUGGCAAAUGGACGUGGUUGUUGCAGAAUCUAGUUGAAUUCUUGAGCUCUGGUAGUCUGUUGAUUUUCGUAACUAAAAAGCUCAAUGCGGAGGAACUUGCAAACAAUCUCAAGUUGAAAGAAUUUGACGUAAUGUUGUUGCAUGGUGAUAUGGACCAAAUCGAAAGGAACAAAGUAAUAACGGCUUUUAAAAAGAAGGAAGUUACUACACUGGUCGCUACUGACGUUGCUGCUCGAGGUUUGGACAUUCCACAUAUCAGAACCGUUGUUAAUUACGACGUCGCACGAGACAUAGAUACUCAUACACAUAGGAUAGGUAGAACUGGUCGAGCGGGUGAAAAAGGAACAGCGUAUACCCUUGUAACAGAAAAAGACAAAGAAUUCGCAGGUCAUCUAGUUCGAAAUUUGGAGGGUGCAAAUCAGGAAGUACCAAAGAGUCUCAUGGAUUUAGCGAUGCAAAGCGCUUGGUUCCGCAAGUCAAGGUUCAAAGGUGGGAAAGGGAAGAGUUUGAACGUCGGAGGGGCCGGACUUGGGUUUAGGGGAAGACCGGAAACAUCUUCAACUUCGAGUUGUGGUUCCUCGUCUCAAGGAUCUAAGGACAUAAGCGAAGUUGUUAAAAAAUUAGAAAGACAUGGACCAGGUAGCGAUCGGUUAUCGGCCAUGAAAGCUGCUUUUCGUAGUCAGUACAAUUCUCAGUUUCGUGCAUCGUCGGAUCAUACGUGGGAACAAACUAUUACACGGCCUUCGGUGAUAAUGCCCCCACCACCACCUGUACCUCCGAAACCAAAUACGGAACAAUCAAAGACUCAGGAUGUACAAAGUACGAAUAUCGGAGGAGAAAGGAAGAGAGUUAGAAAGAGUCGGUGGGAAUAAACAUUGAUGACUGAAAACUGCGAUUAUUUUGUGUAUAUUAAGAUAUUAUAUUAUUGCUGAUAAUAUGUGAGCCGCAGUGGCCGAUGCCAAUUGUUUUUAUAUUAUAAUAAGAUUUAAUUUUACCAAAUUUUUGCUUACCUCAAAUUUCUUUUCCUACCUAUACAAGUCGCCUAUAUAAGGCUGUACGACAGUGUUUCCCAAUCUUUUUCGUUUGUGAAACAUUGACGUAAGAUGCUGGAGGUCUUCUCGUGAAGAUCAAACUGGUAUUCGUAGGAAUUGAGAGGUAUUAAUUGGAUUUUCUCGUGAAAGCUUUCUGAGACUACGAUUGGCUCCGUUUCUUCCCAAGGCAAAUAACGCGUGACAUUUAACGGCAAGGAGUCUUUAUUGCGAUAUCUCCGAUACAAAAUUGAACGAAUCGUUUAGAAUCUAAAUGAAAUACACUAUUAGACCGGCUUUAAGAAGACGCUAGCUACUACGAUAUAAUUGAGUUAUCAUUUUCGGCGCACCAAUUGAAUCCUGAUUGUUACUAUCUAAAGCUUCGAUGGGCAACAGAGAGAAUUAGUAGAGGCAAAGAUGUAUCGUAAAAAGAUAAUCUCUCGUGAGUGAGCAAUUUCUUUGAACGCAAGAUUCGCGUUUCUCGCACGCCGUAUAUUGUCGCAACGUUCCUCGCAACGUGAGUUAAGCUACAAGACACUAUCGAUGUUUCUUUUCUUCUCGUUUUUAU
Messenger RNA from Bombus impatiens (common eastern bumble bee), 3178 nucleotides. RefSeq names its product ATP-dependent RNA helicase DDX42. Gene Ontology annotation, molecular function: RNA helicase activity; ATP binding; nucleic acid binding. NCBI's taxonomy places the organism in Eukaryota, Metazoa, Arthropoda, Insecta, Hymenoptera, Apidae. The coding region runs from base 130 to 2454 and encodes 774 amino acids. The record is from RefSeq and is a predicted model, not a curated record. The transcript is spliced from 10 exons.